Pararge aegeria (speckled wood butterfly) is the source of this 1306-nucleotide messenger RNA. RefSeq names its product protamine-2-like. NCBI's taxonomy places the organism in Eukaryota, Metazoa, Arthropoda, Insecta, Lepidoptera, Nymphalidae. The record is from RefSeq and is a predicted model, not a curated record. The transcript has 5 exons. Bases 100 to 690 code for a protein of 196 amino acids.
UGACGUGCAGGACGGACGUCUUUUUUAACUUUUUUAUUCCCAUUUUUUUUUCAAAAUUCUCAAUAAUGAACGUAAUGAAAACUGGAUCGUACUCGUAGUAUGAUUUGGAAGGUAAACACGGGGGGCUGCGGCAGCGCCAUGGAGCCCGAGGAGGAGCAGAAGAAGCUGAGCGACGACAUGGUGGUGUUUCUGCGUAAGCGCAGCGAAACGGACGCGCCGCGAUACACUGCCAAGCUAAAGACCUAUGUCGACUUCCAGCAGAAGCGCCGAAGGGCGGCGGCUGCACGCCGCAACUCUGAGCAUAUGCAAUGCGGCAGAAGGACGUCGGCGAAGAAGACUAACGAAAUUGAUCAAAGGGACAAGUCUGGUGACAAUUCCGAGCAACGCGGUGAAGAUGAUCGGGUGAACAAAAAGCGUGGGGGACCUGUUGACAAAGGCUUCCACGGCCCCCGGUCGGCUUCGCACUCUAAUGAGCCUGCGGACCGUUGUCCCAUGAGGCGACGCGUCGGUCGACGCCGCCGCUCACGACGGCGUCCCUACCGCCGCCGGCGUCGUCGUAGCCGUCGCCGUCGCAGUCGUUGCCGCCGUCGCCGCCGUAGCAGCCGUCGUAGACGUCGCCGCAGUUGCAGCCGUCGUCGUCGUCGCCGAAGCUGUCAACGUCGCCGCAGGCGCCGCCGUUGCGGAUGUUAAAGGCAGCGAAACCAUUGAAAUUGCGUCAAUUACCAUAUUGUGAUUGGAUGCACGCUAAACACAAACUAAAAAGCUUGAGAUCGCAGGUUGUUGGCCUUGUGGAGCUCGCUUUGGACGUAAAAAAUCAUAUUGCUACACUCAGUUUUUUCUAACUUAUCUCACAAUGUGAACAAUCUUUUCAAUAGGUACUUUUAAAUGUUUUUUUUAGUGGGCUAAAAUAAAUAAAAACGAACACAAAAAAAGCGAUUUUCUUUGUGUGUUUUCAUCUCUUUGAAACUAAACUUUACAUCACAAAAAGAUUGCUUACAUUACAAGUGAAGUAAGAAAAUUGACUUUGUAUCCUCGAUAGGUAUAUUUAUUAACGCAAUUCCAGUGGUUGGUAGGAAAUUAAUUGGACGUGCGGAGAAGAUUUCUAAAAAUCAUGCCAUAAGUCCCGCGGAAUUCUGGGAAUCAUUUCUGUUGGUUGGAAAAGUAUUAUGGAUGCGCGAGAUUUUUUAAAACCACCCCGCACGCUGUCUAUCAACUAUCAAUCAGCAAAUUUUUUGGGAGUCCUAUUUUGGUUUUGACGUUUGUAUAGUAUUAUUUUUUUCAAUAAAAUGCGUUUAUUGCAAAUUUA